Messenger RNA from Tarenaya hassleriana, 748 nucleotides. RefSeq names its product CBL-interacting serine/threonine-protein kinase 24-like. NCBI's taxonomy places the organism in Eukaryota, Viridiplantae, Streptophyta, Magnoliopsida, Brassicales, Cleomaceae. The record is from RefSeq and is a predicted model, not a curated record. Bases 24 to 281 code for a protein of 85 amino acids. The transcript is spliced from 3 exons.
AAUUUCUGGAUCCGCCACUGUUCAUGGGCUCCUUGUUUUUCUGUAAUCAACAGACGAGGCUCGAGGGAUUAUCUUCAAACAAGGCCGGACAGUUCGCAGUUGUGAUAGAGAUUUACGAAGUGGCGCCGUCUCUUUUCAUGGUAGACGUCAGAAAAGCCGCCGGUGAAACUCUCGAAUACCACAAGUUCUACAAGAACUUCUGUGCUAAACUUGUAAACAUUAUAUGGAGACCGACGGAAUCAACGCCAAGCUCAGACCUACUAAGAACAAUGACUUGCUAAACCUUGUCAUUAUCCCGAUACACGGUUCUGACCGAGACCUCGGUUAUGUGUAUUUUCGCUCCACGGGCUCUCGUGUUUAAUACCCUUCUCAGCUACCCGACGUCGAUUUCAAGUAAGUAAUGUAUAAAUGAUCUCUCUCCUAUUCAGAGUUCUUCGCCGUUUUAGGGUACAAAUGACAAUAAAGAAAAAGGGUUAUUUCCAGAGAUUGGGUGGUGUGUGUGUGUUUGUGUUUUGAAAUGAUUCGAAGAAAUGGUUUAAAAGACGAUUGUUUCACGUUUCGUUGAUGGAUUCAGCUGCUAACUGUGCAGUACGACUUGUUCUGUCCUGUGAGAGAGAGAUAACGCGGUUGUGAUGCAGCGAUCAGAAAACGUGGUUAUAAAUGUGGUUUAAACGCGACAAAAGAUUGUGGUUGUCGGUUGCGAUUGUAUUGGUCCGCACAUCUAUUAAUUUACAUAUGUGAGUAUGAA